GUACCUAUUUUUACGACAUUCAACUGUAGCAGCGGCCGACAGCGUGGAGCGGCUGCGGUGCGGUACGGCAGGUAGCUAGCAAGUGUUGUUGACGGCUAACGCUUUUGGCUUGUGCGACGAGCUUCAUGCCCAAACAGCCGCAACACGACGAUUCAGUCGCAAGAAAACCACCAGAACGCUGUGUUGUAUCGCGUCGUCGUCGACUUAGAUUUGCAUGUUUUCAUAAGCAGCAAAUAAAAACACAAUAAAUUAAAAAAAAAAUAUAUAAAAAUAAAUAACAACAAAACGUCGAGCAUUAAACGCAUGUUAAACGAUCGAGUGUAAUUUUCGCUGCUCACUUUCCUAGUUAAAACGAUUGCAUUGCGAGUGAAGCGACCGUUAUUCGCGUUGGUUAAUUUAAGUGAACGUAGAAAAACAUAAAAAUAAGAACAACAACAAAAAAUUCGAAAAGCAAAAUUAAGUAAAAAGAGUCGAGCGCGUUAAUUGCCAUACGGCAUUGUUAUUGUUUCGAUUUUUCUUGUUGUACAACAAUUUAGUGUGCACCGUUGUUGUUGUUGGCCAUUGGUGUGCAUUGCAGAGUUGCGUGCGACACACAAAGCAAAAGCGUUGCACAAAAUUGCAGCGAAAACAUUUCAAAAAUCAAAUCAAAUAAAACAACGACAACAACAACAAAACUAAUAACAUAAAAAACAAAAACAAAGCAGUUAACAAAUCGAAUUAAGUGGCAAAUAUAUAGAAAUCAUGCCGUCCGAAAACGAUAAAGAUAUUGAAAUCGGCAACAAAGUGGAAAAUGUUGUUGCCAGCGACAAUGUGGAAAGCGUCAGCGACACCCCCGCCGCCACCGUCGUCGUUGUGGCCGCCGCCAAGCCAGCGACGGAGGAUUCGGCCGGGCGCACCGAUGCAACGACAACGAAUGGCAAUACUGUAACAACGCCGGCAACGGUAAACAAGGAGGCAAUCGCCACGGUCGCGGCGCAAGAGCAGACGCCGUCGCAACCGAAACGCGAAACCGGUGGUGGCUUGCAGGCCAACAUCGAGCCGAUGCAACAAUCUAAUGCAGGCAAAAUGGAUGAGGAUGCCACACUGACGAACUUUAAGGUGUUGUACGUGGUGACGCAACUCUGCGGCUUGACGAUGAUCAUUUUGGUUAGCUGUUGGGUUGGCAUACAUUUCGGUGGCGUUGGCGGCACCGCCAAUCCCGGGCUCGAAUUCAAUUGGCAUCCGUUAUUUAUGACAAUCGGCCUGAUAUUCUUAUACGGCAAUUCCAUACUCGUCUACCGUGGCUUCCGCAAUGUGCGCAAGAAGACGCUCAAGUGGGCGCAUGCCGGCAUCCAUUUGACAGCCUUCGUACUCACCGUUAUUGCACUGAUCACCGUCUUCGAUUCGCACAACCUGGCCAUUCCGCCAACACCGAACAUGUACUCGUUGCACUCGUGGAUGGGUAUGGGCGCUGUCAUCGUCUUCGGCUUGCAGUAUGUAGCCGGAUUUACAGCCUAUCUCGCACCUGGCUGGCGGCAGCAACUUAAGGUCGCCUACAUGCCAUUGCACAUAUACUUCGGACUUUUCGGCUUCGUCUUGGCUAUAGCAAGCGGCCUCAUGGGUAUCACCGAGAAGGCUAUAUUCGCUAUUUCCGAUUAUUCAUCGUUUUCGAGCGCUGGCGUCAUGGGUAACUGCUUAGGCGCGGUCUAUGUGAUUUUCGGCGCUUUGGUAGUUUAUCUUGUGACCGAGGGUUCGUAUAAGCGCAAACCAUUGCCGGAGGAUGCUGUGCUGCUAACGGGUGCUAAUGAAUAAAUAUAUAUACUGUAUGUAUAUAUGUGUGGACAAGCAGCUGAUUUGUUUGGGUUGUGUAAUGCUGUGCAGUUAAAUAGUCGCGAAGUUGAAACUCUAUGUUCUCUUACUUUCCAUUAAUGUUUCUAUGUUUUAAUGCAGUUAUGUAGCGGUUUAUGUAUGUGUAUAUGUUAUUUGCUAAAGAAGAUAUGCGGAUAGAGUGGGUGCUAAAUGCAUACAAACAUACAUAUAUCGAAAUAUUAUAUAAAUCAGCUACAUAUAUACAAGCGAACGCACAUUUAUAUGCAAGCACAAGUUAAAAUACAACAAAUAUAUGCUUGUGUGUUGGUAUGUGUGCCGUCACAUUAGGGUGCUUAUUUGAAUUUGUGUGCUUUUUGGUGCAUAUUUUAAGUAUUUUUUGUUGUCUUUAAAGUUUUUCUGUUUUGCAUAAUAAUAUAUUUAUAUAUACACAUUUACAUACCAUAGUUACUAACUAACUUAUAUAUAUAUACUUAUAUAUACCCAUACAAAUAUUUAUAUAUAUGCAUACAAACAAUUUAUAUAUGUAUAUAUAAUACUAUAUAUAUUUUGAAUGGCUUGGGGAGGCCAACUAGAGCACAAAAUCUGUGACGCUUUUGAAAACUUUUACAUAAAUGCUUUAUAUAAUGACCGUAAUAAAUACAUACAUACAAAUAAAUAAAGUUAUAAUGUUUGAAAAAAUUUCUAUAAUUUAAAA
Molecule: messenger RNA, 2503 nt
Organism: Bactrocera oleae (olive fruit fly)
Lineage: Eukaryota; Metazoa; Arthropoda; Insecta; Diptera; Tephritidae
Product: plasma membrane ascorbate-dependent reductase CYBRD1
Molecular function (GO): oxidoreductase activity
Source: RefSeq, a predicted model, not a curated record